ACCGGCGCUGGGAGCUGCUGCGUGUUCCGGGGUGAACACACUUUUACAUCCCAACGGGACUGCUCCGGCGCAGAAUGCAUAGCCCCUCUCGUUCUCCUGUUCAGUGGAGCUAGUUGUUAUCAUGGAUUUUUCACGGGUGUGUAUCCCUCCUCUAUCUAAGAGCUGCAGAGGAUGAGAAGACAGCCCAAGGCAGCUGGUGUGAGGCUGCUACAGGACACACUGCUCUGCGUGAUGCUAGUUGGAGUCCGAGUAGACUGGCGUCCUGCAGAGGGAAAGGAGGUGGUCUGUCCUCUGAGCUCACCUGCUCCAAACGCGUCACCAUGUUAAAAAUACCUGCUUUUGGUAAAGCUGCCACUGACAAACUGUACCGUCACCUGGACUGCUGAGCGCUUUAAGUGUUGUCUCUUCUGGAUUUUAGUUGCCUAUUGAAGGAUUUCAGCCUAACUUUGAGAAAUGGUCUGACAGCUCCAAAGUGAGUCAUCACCAGCCUGGGUCAAGUUAGCUGAUGCACUAAUGAUGGCCAAUAAUAAUGACUUACAGAAUGACCCGGGAGGGCUGUCGGUCCUGCAGCAGCUGGGUUUGGACCAGAGCUCAGACUUCUCAGACUCCAGUGUCCAGCAGCGCCUGGAUGAGCAGCGUGAAAGAAUUCGCAGAGAGAUCCGUAAAGAACUGAAGAUAAAGGAGGGAGCGGAGAACCUGCGGAGGGCCACUACAGAUAAGAGGAAUGCUCAGCAGGUGGACUCACAACUGCGCAGCUCUAAGCGUAAACUAGAGACUCUGCAAGCCCAGCUGCAAGAGCUGGAUGCACACAUUGUGGUCAAGGGACAUGACGAUAACAAAGAUGCCCCGCGGUCUCUUGGGUCAGUCGGCCAGACAUCAGCCACUGAGCACAGGAUUGCAGCUCUGGAGCGGCAGCUCAACAUCGAGCUCAAGGUCAAACAGGGGGCAGAGAACAUGAUCCCCAUAUAUGCCAACGGAGCUACCAAGGACAAGAAGCUUCUUCAGGCAACUCAACAGAUGCUGCAGGACAGCAAGACCAAGAUUGACAUCAUUCGCAUGCAGAUCCGAAAGGCCAUGCAGGCCACGGAGCAGUCCGAGGACCACCACAGUAAAGCAGACCUGUGUGGGGUGGAGCUGCGGGUGGAGGAGCUGUGGCAUCAUUACAGAGUGGAACAUGCCAUGGCUGAGGGAGCGAAGAACAUGCUGAGGCUGCUGGGAGCCGGCAAGGUCCAGGACAAGAAGGCCAUAGCCGAGGCUCAGUGUGGUCUAAGCGAGUCCACCCAGCGGCUGGACCUCCUGAAGUGUUCUUUAGAGCAGAGACUACAGGAGCUGCCUGAGGACCACCCCAAGGCCUGUCUCAUCAAAGAGGAGCUGGUGUUGGCCACUUCCACUGCUUUCAGCAAUCGUCACAGCGCCCCCUAUGUUCACAAUCAAUAUAGCACACUCAGCAAACCCUCCCCUCUCACAGGUACUCUACAGGUGCAUCUGCUGGGCUGUGUGGGGCUCCUGGAGAUGGUCCCAGGACGUAGCAGAGGGACUCCUGUCUCUCUCCCCUCUCACUCUCUGGGUGACGGACGCUCCUCUUUCAAACUAAGUGGUCUUUACAGCCGCAGCACCAGCAGCAUGAGCCUGAAGAUCCCCAGUAAAAACGAGGAGCUCUCAUCGGAGGUGAGCGCAGUGCUGAAGCUAGAGAACACCGUGGUUGGGCAGACAGGCUGGAGGACUGUGGGUGAACAAGCCUGGGACCAGACUUUCACUGUGGAUCUUGAGAGAUCCAGAGAGAUGGAGAUAGCGGUUUACUGGAGAGACUACCGCUCCCUGUGUGCUCUCAAGUACCUGAAGUUGGAGGAGUUCCUGGACAAUCAGAGACACCGAGUCCAGCUGGAACUAGAGCCACAAGGCCUGCUGUUGGCUGAGGUGACGUUUUUUAACCCAGUGAUAGAGAGAGGUCGCAGACUGCAAAGGCAAAGGAAAGUCUUCUCCAAACAACAUGGUAAAGCCUUCUUGCGUGCUCGUCAGAUGAACGUGGACAUUGCUACAUGGGUGCGGCUGCUCCGGAACGCUAUCCCUAGUGGAAGUAACACCCCCACCUAUACCCAAAGCUUCAGCAACAACACUCUCUCAAAUAACACAGGAGAAAUUUCAGUAGAAAAGCUGAAUUUGGAUAGUGACUCUCCUCCGAAAGCAGAGAUCAGGAGAGACGCAGUGAGCUGUCCCACUGCGGAACCAACACCCCCCUCAGUACCCGAAUUCACAACCAACGUUCACGAGUCACCAACCAAUGCAUUAUCCCGCAACUCGUCACGCAGAACUAGCAGCCCUCUGUGCCUGCAGGACUUCAAGCUGAUCGCUGUACUCGGCAGGGGGCAUUUUGGCAAGGUGCUGCUGUCAGAGUACAAAAGGACAGGCAGCCUUUACGCUAUCAAAGCCCUGAAGAAAGGUGACAUUGUUGCACGGGAUGAAGUGGAAAGCCUCAUGUGUGAAAAGCGCAUAUUCGAGGUGGUGAACAGCUUGCGGCACCCCUUCCUGGUGAACCUGUUUGCGUGCUUCCAGACCCCAGAACAUGUAUGUUUUGUGAUGGAGUACACGGCUGGGGGGGACCUGAUGAUGCACAUCCAUGCAGACGUAUUCUCUGAGCCCCGCGCUGUCUUCUACUCAGCAUGUGUGGUCUUGGGCCUGCAGUUUCUACAUGACCAUAAGAUUGUUUACCGGGAUCUUAAACUAGACAACCUGCUGCUGGACACAGAGGGUUUUGUGAAGAUAGCAGACUUUGGGCUCUGUAAAGAAGGCAUGGGUUAUGGAGACAGGACUAGCACUUUCUGUGGGACCCCUGAGUUCCUGGCCCCAGAAGUGCUCACAGACACAUCCUAUACCAGAGCAGUGGACUGGUGGGGGCUGGGGGUACUCAUCUAUGAGAUGUUGGUAGGAGAGUCUCCAUUCCCAGGUGAUGAUGAGGAGGAGGUCUUUGACAGCAUAGUGAAUGAUGAAGUGCGCUAUCCACGGUUUCUCUCCACUGAGGCCAUUGGCAUUAUGAGACGGUUGCUGAGGAGAAAUCCUGAAAGACGUCUAGGCUCUGGUGAGAAGGAUGCAGAAGAUGUCAAAAAACAGCCAUUCUUCAGAGGUGUGGACUGGGAGGCACUCCUUCAGAGAAAACCCCCGCCCCCUUUUGUUCCAACCAUUCAAGGAAAAGAAGAUGUGAGUAACUUUGACCUGGAGUUUACAGCGGAGGCUCCCACACUGACCCCUCCACGGGAACGUCGCACACUUUCUCGCAAAGAACAGGACUAUUUCAAGGAUUUUGACUAUACCUCUGACCUGUGCUAGGGUCAGAUGGCUAUUCAAUAUUAGCCAUAGACUGCAAUAUUAUUGGCUGAAACCUGGUCAUGUUGAUUGCAAUUUAAAGCAUUGGUUGACCUCCAGACAGCAGUGGCUUUUUAUGGGAAGGAAGUUGAAUCGGACUGUAAUCCAGAUUAUGUAACAAGUGGCAGAUGUUGUGGUGUGUUCUGCCCAGCAACACAGUGCCCAGUGUCGGCGUCCUGUGUCUCUUUUCCCUUUAAUCUCUGCUGUUGGUGCUGCUACAGUGUGUUAGACAUUUACAUUGGCCCUUCCUGUUUUUAAUGUAUCCGGUGCACCUCCUGCGUAUCGCCACAAGAUGGAGUCCAACAAGUAAGAAUAGCACAAAUCAAACCAGUCGAGUCUUGCUUCACAACCACAAUCAUUUUGUCCUUUCUCUGUUUUUUGGUACAGCACAGACUUUUAUCAAUCAUUCCGACUUUGCUUUUCCUUUGUGAUCUUCAAUUUUGUUGUUUUCUUUUCUCAUGUGUCAGUUGCUGUUGAAUGUGUUAAAAACUGUGACUCAGUAAAAAUGUGAACCC
Molecule: messenger RNA, 3875 nt
Organism: Periophthalmus magnuspinnatus
Lineage: Eukaryota; Metazoa; Chordata; Actinopteri; Gobiiformes; Gobiidae
Gene: pkn1b
Product: protein kinase N1b
Exons: 22
Coding region: 514-3324 (936 amino acids)
Biological process (GO): peptidyl-serine phosphorylation; intracellular signal transduction
Molecular function (GO): ATP binding; small GTPase binding; protein serine/threonine kinase activity
Source: RefSeq, a predicted model, not a curated record